This is a messenger RNA of Dovyalis caffra, 1893 nucleotides long. The record is from the annotation of a GenBank genome assembly. NCBI's taxonomy places the organism in Eukaryota, Viridiplantae, Streptophyta, Magnoliopsida, Malpighiales, Salicaceae.
AUGGCCACAUCUCCCUUCCCUCUCCUCCUCCUCCUCCUCCUCCUCCACCCUCUCUCCUCCACAGCUAAUAUCCACAAAACCAACAAACUCCUCAAAUCACAUCUCUUUAAAGAACCUACCCCCAUAACCACAACACUAGGAGCCCAUAAACCGCUUAAUGACACCCCACCAACUGUUUUCUUUGAAGUACGCAAACCUAUAAAGGUCCCCAACACUAAACCUUGCAAGCACCUUAUUCUCCAGCAUGAUUUUGCCUUUACUUAUGGCAAGCCUCCUGUUCUUGCAAACUAUACCUUUCCCUCUCAUUGCCAAUAUCAAGAUUUCUCCAAGAUUGUCCUUGAAUGGAAGGCAACUUGCAAAGGGAGGCAAUUUGAUCGUAUUUUUGGGGUUUGGUUAGGUGGGGUGGAGCUUCUUAGGAGUUGCACUGCGGAGCCUAGAGCAACUGGGAUUAUUUGGACUGUACGGAAGGAUAUAACAAGGUAUUAUUCGUUGUUUGUUAAGAAUCAGACUCAAGAAUUUGCCGUUUAUAUGGGUAAUCUUGUUGAUAGUACUUAUACUGGGGUAUACCAUGUGAAUAUAAGUGUUUACUUUUAUCCUGCUAAAGAGAAAUUGAGUCCGAGGGAGCAUGGUUUGAACAAUUUGGUAUCUGGGAGGGAUUCUAAGGCUGAUUUGAUCUUGCCCAUUUCGCGAAAUAUGCCAUUGAAUGAUGGGUUGUGGUUUGAAAUUCAGAAUUCUACUGAUACUGGGUUGAAGGAAUUCAAGAUACCUCGAAAUGUUUAUAGGGCUGUGUUGGAGGUUUAUGUUUCUUUUCAUGAGAAUGAUGAAUUUUGGUAUGGAAAUUAUCCUAAUGAGUAUAUUACUGCGAAUAAUCUUACUGGCUACCCAGGGAAUGGACCUUUUAGAGAGGUUGUGGUGAGUCUUGAUGGAGAGGUUGUUGGCGCAGUUUGGCCUUUUACGGUGGUUUUUACUGGUGGGAUUAAUCCUCUCUUGUGGAGACCCAUUAGUGGCAUUGGUUCAUUUGAUCUCCCCUCUUAUGAUAUUGAAAUCACACCCUUCUUAGGAAAUAUAUUGGAUGGAAAGACUCACGCGUUAGGAUUUAGUGUCACGAAUGCUUUGAAUGUGUGGUUCAUAGAUGCAAAUUUGCAUCUUUGGCUGGACCAUAAGAGCACAAACACGGAAGGGAAGCUUUUGAAACAUGAAAGCAAGCCUCUUGCUUUGUCUUUGGUAUCAAAUUUUGAAGGUUUGAAUGGAACAUUCUUGACAAGUGCACGCAGGUUCAUAUCCUUAAAUGGAUGGGUAAAGUCCUCUCAUGGGAAAAUCACUACCCGUUUUAAUCAAUACUUUGGUUACAGCAACUUGAUGGAGAUGGGCAAGGAUGGGGAUUUGCAGAUUGUGAAUCAGACGAUUAAUUUUACUGAUAAUGUUUCUUUCAGGAAGCCGUCCUCUAAUAUUCAAGCAUUCAAAUCGUUCAAAAAUUUCGAGUUUGAAAUGUAUUCUGACUACUCAGAUAAAGGAAAUGACACUUCCUUGUCUGUUGCAAAUGUGACAUUGGGAUUCAAUGAGAAGAAUGUUAAACAUGCUGGUUUAGGAUUUGCAUCCAGCACUCUCAGAAAUCUACAGAAUGGGCAAGGUGUUAUGGUUGUGAAGAAUAACUUGGUUCAAAGUGGUGUGGGGAGCACACAACAGGCAUACACGUAUGAUAGUAGUGACUCCUGCUACUUCAGAAACAUAAGCAGCUCCAACUAUAGUAUUCUCUAUGACAAAGUUGGAAAUACAUGCAGUGAAAGAAAUCAGUCUCAUCUAGGUUUUGGGUUAGGCAGAUGGUGGCAAUUUCCAGCUCGAAGGACCUCUCUAGCAUCCGAGUUACUGAAUAAAUAUCAUAAUGGAGUUUGA